This is a messenger RNA of Phytophthora sojae, 1192 nucleotides long. RefSeq lists its product as hypothetical. NCBI's taxonomy places the organism in Eukaryota, Oomycota, Peronosporomycetes, Peronosporales, Peronosporaceae. The transcript has 4 exons. The record is from RefSeq and is a predicted model, not a curated record. The coding region runs from base 26 to 1192 and encodes 388 amino acids.
GCGAGAAGAAAGAACCAGAAACGCGAUGGACCAGGCCCCCGCGUUCUCGGAGAUGCUUGAGUUCUUCAACGACUUUCUCGCGGAAGAGCACCCGGAGAUCUCUGCGCCGUCGGAGCACGAAGGCAAAGUUCCAGCCCGCGCUGCCUCCAGCAACCAAGAGGAGUGGCCGAACGGGGGAAACGUCCAUGACAGCGAUGAAGACGGCUGGGAGGAGGGCUACGCGGUUGGAGACGUGGGCGAGGCGGCGGAGAAGGAGUCGCUGGACGAUGGCCAGACCAGCUGCGGCAGUUCGGAUACGACCGACAAGCUGCUGCGCGCCGAGACUCCGGAGAGCGCUCGGGGCUCGAACCGGUACCAGAAGGAGGAGCUCAAGUACCUGAAACAUCGAGCGGAUGAGAACCCUGCCAGCCAGCCUCGCCGCCGCCGAAAGCUCACGACGAACGCGUUCACCAAGGAGAUUCACGCUGAACUCGCGAAAGAAUACCUUCGUAUGGCGCGCGUGAUGCCAAUCACUGGCGUAGCGGAGUUCACAACAGAUUGCCACAGCGUCCGAGUCAAGUCAAAACGCGACCCGACAGCCCCCAAAGGGGACGUGUUACGCGUUGAGAUGCUCGUGGCGAGACGAUUUCCGUUUUCUUUUGAGGCGGUGGCGGGGGUCAUUUGGGCAUUCCUCUCCGACGCCAGCAAUCUCACGAAAAUGGGGGGCAUGCGUUGUGAGGUUGAGACUUCAGAUAACUCGAUGUUCGCGACGACGACGUACUCGUUCCCCGUUGGAGAGCGCUCAGCGGAGAUUAGAUCAACCACUGCUUUCAAGAGGAUCCUCGCGUCUGAUUUUGUGUCGAUGAACUGGAUUUCAGAAGGAGAAGUCCGGGCGAAGCGAGGCACAAAGAGUGCAUUCAAAGUGCUGGAGAAGGGGUGGACGAAGAUUGAGGCACUUCCUGGCCACGAUAGUGGCUGUAUCCUGCGAACGGUGACCCAACUCAACCCAACGAUUAGUGCGGUAGACGACGAAGAUGCUGACAGCGAUCAAUCACGCUCGCCGCUCACUGAUCCAGACGAUGAUGGUACACACUCGGAGGAAAUUGGCGUUCUUUCCGAGCUCAUACUCGGUUCCUACGCCAAGGCGACUGGACGCAUCUAUGCUGAAGUACAGAACGUGCUAAUGCAGCAGAUAUUGAACCAAACGAAGUAA